Messenger RNA from Perca fluviatilis (European perch), 3124 nucleotides. RefSeq names its product complement component 1, q subcomponent-like 4 (gene c1ql4a). Bases 1240 to 1965 code for a protein of 241 amino acids. The record is from RefSeq and is a predicted model, not a curated record. Gene Ontology annotation, molecular function: protein binding. The transcript is spliced from 3 exons. Lineage: Eukaryota; Metazoa; Chordata; Actinopteri; Perciformes; Percidae.
CCCAUGGACCAAACACUGCGAUAAGCGGUACAGUCACAACCACUCUGGAUAGGAGCGUCAGGUUGCCGUGCGUCCAUCAUUUGGAAUUGCAUCAAAAAGUGUUCUAACAGGCAUUUUCUGAGCUUCAUUUUCUCCCAAGUUAGCGGCAUUUAAACUCCAUUUUUACCUGGAAAGAAAAGAGGGGAUUAAGCGCUGAUUAAGAAACUCUCAUCACUUUCCUGGCAUCUCCUGCGCACCCCUCGGCUCUCCGGCUCUUCAUCCGACACUCCAGCGGUCCAAAGUCCUUUAGUCAUUUUGGUGGGACGAGGACUGCACAGAUGCACAGAGAAUUUUACCCACCAAAAAUAUUUUUUGGAUCAUAAAGGGCAGAUGAUGCAGAUAUAGUCAGAGGAGGAAUCUAUCAAAAGUGUUAUUGCUUUCCUGAAAACGUCACCUUUUUAACUUGGACAGUGGAAACAAGAUAUAAGUGCAGGGCCAUACAAUGAUUGUGUCAGGAAAAGAUCUGUGAUGAACUUUUGUCACUUACAGUCAUGGCAUUAAGUGAGACAUCCAUAUGAAGUGAAAUCCUGUGCUUUGGAAGGGGGGGGAUUGAAAGAAGAUUUUUCUGAAAAAACUGUAAAUCAUACUUCAUCCAGCAAAACAAACAAUACCUCCACUCCCUCCUCAAUGAGCUAAAUUUGGCACCAGCCCUGGUUUCAGCAUACUUUUAAUAAGCUCCACUUCCACAACAACCCUCUCAGUGCCAGUCAUGGUGUCUGUCUGAAGCUGAAAAAUAAACUGAAGAGGACAACAGGUGAAGUCAAAUAAAGGUGAACCAGACUUCAUCAGAUAAAUUGUGUUUUUUUUGUAGUGUGUCACCACAAAUCUGAGCCAUCUAGAUUGUUGUGUUUAUUUCCUUAAACACUGUGGUGUGUAAAGUUUUCGUUUUUUUUACCAUACCGACAGGCUUUUAAAUAUCGUCCUUCUGGUCGCUUUAUCAUUUCUCAAGGAUCCUCUCAUCCGCUUGUUUCCCUCCUGGCUGUCUUCCAUUUUGCGUUCUCUCUCUCAUACUUCGCCCAGUGAUACACUGUUCCCCCCCACUCCUCUCCACAUCCUUCUUCACAUUUUUAUACUGGUUCUCUGAGAGGCUUAAUCCUGGCCGGCACUAUUCCAGCCAAGGGGGAAGAGGACUUCCUGACGCUGGCCGCUUCACGGCUAAGCCGCAGGAAACGCGUCAUUGGAGCUGCUGUAGGUGUGGCCAUGGUUCUAAUACUGUUGGUGGCCAUUCCCCUGCUGGUCCACACAACCAAGGGGGGGAACACUGGAAAUGCAGGGAGCCAUUAUGAAAUGCUUGGAAGCUGCAGGAUGGUAUGCGACCCUUACGCUACGUCUCAGCCUGGCCAGGAGCUGACAGAUGUGUCCCCACCGCCCCAGGAUUACUCUGGGAAGAAGCUAAAGUCUGGGCUGCGUGGGCCUCCAGGGAUCCCUGGCCCUCAAGGAGCACGUGGACCCCCUGGAGAGCCAGGCAAACCAGGGCCACAGGGACCCCCAGGUCCAGGUCCGGGUGGCUAUUCUCCCUCACUCUACACUCCCAAAAUUGCCUUUUACGCAGGGCUACGCAAGCAGCAUGAGGGGAGUGAAAUACUAAAGUUUGAUGAUGUGGUGACCAAUGUAGGUAACUACUAUGAGCCCAGCACCGGCAAGUUCACCUGUCCUCUGCCUGGCAUCUACUUCUUCACCUACCAUGUUCUAAUGAGAGGUGGUGAUGGGACCAGCAUGUGGGCAGACCUGAAAAAGAACGGACUGGUAAGAGCCAGCGCCAUCGCUCAGGACGCUGAUCAGAAUUACGACUAUGCCUCCAACAGUGUGAUCCUGCAUUUGGACGUGGGUGAUGAGGUGUGUGUGCAGCUGGAUGGAGGGAAGGUCCACGGAGGGAACACAAACAAGUACAGCACCUUCUCCGGCUUCCUCAUCUACCCAGACUGAAUCUAAUCCUUACUCACGGAGAAAGGACACACGCAUAGACAUAUUCACACUUACAUAGACAUAUAGCACAUACACAGAUAUGCACAUGCACAAUGCCUGCAUGUACAUACACAACGAUACACACACACACACGCACGUGCGCGCACGCGCACACACACACACACACACACACACACACACACACACACACACACACACACGCGCAGACAUCCUGAGAUUACAACAGACUACAGAAGCGUGGAUCGAGUGAAAAUCCGAUAUAAGGGAAAUUAAGUGGAGUCGUCUGAUUUUGAGCCAAUCAUCAUGAGCAACUGCAAUUAUUGGUGCCCUUUGUGCAAAUAAUAAUAUCAGAAGAUUUACAGUAUAGGUGCAUUUAACAAUUGCACGUUGUGGCUCUAAAAUAUCUAAAAUAGGCUACUUUAAUGUGUUGCAUAUUAACUGACAUUGUGAGAACUUGAAUAUAACAAAUACCAUCAAUCUAAUUGUAUUUUAAUGCAAUAAUGGCGUUGAGGGUGCCAUUAAUCAAGAUGACUACGCUGAGGCAAACACAUACCUACUGUAUUCCAGUCUUUACCUAAUACAUUUCUGCCCUCCAUUCCAGUGACUUUUGAUCAAAUGGCCUGCCUAUAUUUUGCAACUCAUCAUUGUCAAAUAUUCCCCCUAAAGUGAAUUACACCAGUUGAAAAUAAAUUCCUGUUGUGAUUCACCCUGCAUUGGGGCCUUACUGAUCAAAAGGCCAUCUGAAUAAACACAGAUAACCUUGCUUUCCUGUUUCCACUAUGACGCAGGUGACAUGAAACAUACUAUAACACAUUUCAUGGAUGGCACAUGUGUGUGAUGGAGUUUUAAUUGCCAAGUGCAUUAUUGACAAUAUUGUGUGUCUGUGUGUGGGUGGGUCAGUAUGUAUGAGUGGAUCUAUAGAUACUGUAAUAUAAUGAGGCACUGAAAAGUAAGAGCUGCAGUGUUUUAAUUACAUUAAAUGUUGUACAAUACAUUACAGGCACGUUACUGUAAUUACACUGCCAUACCUACUUAGUAUUUUAUUUUUGAGAGACCUUGUCAAAGUAUCAUCAUAUGUAUAAACAGUAAUCCUGGGAUGGGCUGUCUGGUAUGUUGAAUAGGCUGAAUAGACAAUUGCUAUUAAAAUAUCUAUACCUAU